Molecule: messenger RNA, 2501 nt
Organism: Archocentrus centrarchus (flier cichlid)
Lineage: Eukaryota; Metazoa; Chordata; Actinopteri; Cichliformes; Cichlidae
Gene: abraa
Product: actin binding Rho activating protein a
Exons: 2
Coding region: 435-1505 (356 amino acids)
Biological process (GO): positive regulation of transcription by RNA polymerase II; positive regulation of Rho protein signal transduction
Cellular component (GO): sarcomere
Molecular function (GO): actin binding
Source: RefSeq, a predicted model, not a curated record
UCAAAGUCCUUGCACUCUUCACACCAGCAGCUUACCCACUGACCAACUGAUCUGGUAGGGUCUAGAUGUUUCCAUAACGAUCCAUCGUGUUGAUAAAGGCUGAUGAUCAUCGGGAAAGAUUCGGUGUGAACUUUUUAAAAUCUGAGCUGAGAUCUGAAAUCUGAAGAAGCCUUAAUUUAACUCAACUAGAAUUUUCACCUGAAGGAAUCCAGACUGGUUUUUGUUUGUUUGGUGUGUUUUUUGACAAAUUCAAACAUUUUUUUAAGACUUUAAGAACAUUCAGAGCCAUUUGCGCUGCGCUAACUUCUUUUGGGAAAUAGUUUUGGCAUUUUUAAACCAACUGACCAAAUCUGACGGUGGGAAUAACCACAUCACCUGCAAGAGCAGAGAAAUUUUUAUAGAGACAACAAAAGCAAAUAAAUUGGAAAUUCACCAUGAGUAGUAGUGGGAUUGCCACAGUUCCACCUCGGGAUCCACAGACUUUCAAACGGACUGUAAAGAAGAUAAAAUGCGCUGCUAUGGUGGCCAACUUGGCUAAGAGCUGGCAGGGAUGGGCUAAUGAACACGCGGGCAAGCAAGACGCCAUGCCAAGUGGUUGGAUGCCUUCAUCCGUGGAGGAGGAAGUUAAAAAAGAGCACAACCAUGUUGUCAAACUUACAGUUACUCCACGUGUAGUCACAGCAGAUCCCAGCGAAACCGGCGGGAAUAAGAUUAGAACCUGCUCUGUGACCAAGACUGUUCAGCCAAAACGCAGCGAGUGCAGCGGUAGCGAUGUGGUUAACGCCAUACGAGGCAAGAUGGAGUCAGGCCCCGAGGAGAGCAAGCCAUUCAUGGGCAACGAGUCGCCAACACGGCGGCGGCAGAUGAGGGCACUACAGACGGCAGGAGGAGGAGGGAUCCUCCAGGGCAGGAAGCUAAUGCUCCAGGAGAAGAAGUCGGGGUCGAGGAGCAGCAGUGUGGACACGGACGACAGCGGUUUGGGAGAGGAGAGCGGGCUCAGCGACAGCAAUGAAUCCAAAACCGAACAGAGCAAACCUCAGCCCAAAAAACAGGCCAGCAGGCCCAAGAUUAAAAUUGCCACUAUGGGUGACAUCAGAGGUCGCUGGCAGCAGUGGUCCGACCAGCACAUCGUAGGCCAGAAGCUCAACCCCUUCAGUGAGGAAUUUGACUACGAGUACGCCAUGGCCCAGCGCCUCCGCAAGGGUGACUCCGGGUAUGGACAACCCAAAGAAGGCUCCAAGACAGCGGAGAGAGGAGACCGGGCCCAGAAACACAUCCACAGGGAGAUGGAGGAGAUGGUGUGGAUUAUAAGAGACAUGGGCUUCAAGGAUAAAGAAGGCAGGACCGUCAUAACCUUCGGACGCCUCUUCGACCGCUACGUGAAAAUCUCAGACAAAGUGGUGGGAAUUCUGCUUCGCUGCCGCAAACACAAGAUGCUGGACUUUGAGGGGGAGAUGCUGUGGAAAGGACAGGAUGAUGAUGUCAUCAUUACACUAAGGGACUGAAACAAAGUCCACACAUGCAUACAAAUUUCAUACAUCUGCAGCAGAAACAACUACUCACGCUGAGCUACACAACAUCACGUACACAAGGAAAAUGGAGUAUUUUUGUAAUGUUUAAAAAUGCAAUAUGCAUACAUAUCUGAUUUUUCACACACACAGACACACACACACACACACACACACACCAGAGUCAUUAGUUCUUCUCAUAUUCCUGACAGAUUAUGCGGUGAAGGGAAGCUAUCUUUAGCUUGCCAACCAUCCUCGCCUUGCUAAGUAUGCUGCAUGCUGGAAGCCUUGAGAAGCCAUCACAGUGCCAGUUUACUGAGACUGCAGCUAAAGCAACGAGAACUUGAUUUCAUCAUAUCAGAACUGACAAGGGAACUCCAAACCAUGACAUCAGGAGGUUUUCUUGUUUGUUAGCUAGUUUUAAAAAAGCACAUUAAUGAGACUCAUGUUUGCGUAUCUUUGUUUUGUUUUUUUGUCCUCUUCAAAUCAACAUUUUAAGGCUAAAUUGUCAAAUUAAGCUACACGAGUGUGAGCCAACAUCUACUGUAAGUCAAACUGAAGAUUUGCGUGUACAGCUAACGUCUCUUCAAUGAAGUUAGUUAAAAGCACACUAGGCCACUCUUUGUAAUGAGACAGUCUCCAAAGUUAUUGUAACCAUUCAUUUACUCUGGACAUACUCAUCUUCUGUAAUUAUUCUCCUGUAACAUGUUUAGUUGGCAUGGCUUUUUUUUUUUUGCAAAAUUGUGUCAUUUUAUUUUUGCAGGGAAAAUGUCCGCAUCACGAAGCUUACACACAGUAAUAUUAAUCUUAAUGUGAAUGCUUGAAAAACUCUUCGGUGUAUCUGUAAGGUUAGAUUCUUUUGAAGUAAAUAAUUUUAUAGUGUUUUACAGUGUUUUACCAUAUUUUAACAUCUGUAAAAUGUUAAAUUGGGUUUGUCUAAAAUUAAAUGAAAACCAAACUAAGAGGUGUUUAAAUUUCAAAUGUUUGCUUCUU